UAGAAUCCAGAAUUCGUUACCUAAUAUCAAAACUUGAAAAUAUAGAGAAACUUGCUUUGGCGCACCCUUUUGUGAAAGGGUUUAACAAAAUUCAUCAUUGUGUAAACGAUCAAAUGGUGAAGGAUGUAAUACAUGGAAUUUUUGAUUCAGCGUCAAUCAAUGGGAUUAAGAGUAAAAACAACGCUGAAUUAUCACAAAAUAUACGAAAUGGUGAUACUGACAUAACGACUAUUCGUGUUUUAUAUACUACCACUUUUUACGUUGGUCUGGAAAUUGAAACUGGUACUAUGUUACAAAAACAGUUAGAUAUUACAUGUCCAACCCAAGAAUUUAUAAAUUUAGUCAAAGGUUGGAAUAAAUACGAUGAAAAAUCUAUGGAUAUUAAUGUAAAAUACGUAAAGAGUUCUGACUUGCCACCUGAG
This is a messenger RNA of Racocetra persica, 422 nucleotides long. The record is from the annotation of a GenBank genome assembly. Lineage: Eukaryota; Fungi; Glomeromycota; Glomeromycetes; Diversisporales; Gigasporaceae.